AAAUUAUUUCGAUCCACAAAUUUCUCUAUCAAGCAUGCACUCUGUACUGAAGGAAAAGGCAAUACUAAACGAAGGCUCAGAAGAUGAAUUGGAGUGCUAUGGAUACAGACGGAGUAUCCCAAAGACCGUCCUCUGCUGUAUUGUCGGCAUAUUGACAUGUGGUCUCCUCUUAAUCUUCUUAAGAUGGAAACCGAACUGGAAGGUCAACGCCCUCUACGUCCGGUGCAAUUUGAACGAUGCAGAAUGCAUACUCAUAAGGGAUUAUUACAAGAGAUGGCACACUACUUUGGUGAAGACGGAGGAGGUAGAAAUACCAAGCGAGAAGGACAGACAUGCAGAAUUUACAAGCGGCAUCAAUGGAGGUCCGGGUCAUAUGAUGCCGACCAUGGACACAAUACGAUACUUCAUGUUUCAAAAGAUGAAAUACCUCUGGGACUUUAACAGGAAUACUUUUCACAAGCUGAGAGGCUUGGAUUAUAAUGUCCCACUUAGAGAUUUUCAUACGAAGUACGUGGGGCUUGACGCAAAAGAGCAAUCGAGAAGGCGGGAUAUGUAUGGCUGGAAUGUAAUACAAAUCGGACUUAGAAGUAUUCCAGUCCUGUUUUUUGAAGAGGCUCUCAAUCCAUUCUACGUGUUCCAAGUAUACAGUGUAUGUUUAUGGAUAUUUGGCUAUGCAUACAUCUACUUCUCUGUGGCAAUUAUUUUCAUGUCUUUGAUCUCCAUUACCCUCACGGUGUACAGUACACGAACGCAAAGCAAAGCACUUCGAGCGAUGGUGGCAUCCAGCUCUUACGUAACAGUGUGUCGAGGAGGUGAUGUAUACCGUGAGAUGGACGAGAAAGAUCUUGUUCCCGGAGAUCUGAUUGAGCUGCCUCGUCAGGGAUGUUUCAUGAGUUGUGACGCCGUCCUCAUCAGCGGAAAUUGCAUAGUCAAUGAGAGCAUGUUGACCGGUGAGUCAACGCCCAUCACCAAGACACCACUACCAAAUAAAGCACCCGAGGAUGAUGCUGCUCCUGAGUUCUACGACACGGAGAAACACAAGAGACAUACUUUAUUUUGUGGAACACACAUCAUGCAGAGCAGACGGAUCGGAAAGAAGAAGGUCAUGGCCGUCGUAGUCAGUACAGGGUUCUCGACUGCAAAGGGUGCAUUGGUACAUUCUAUCCUCUAUCCGAAACCAAUGAAUCUCAAACUCCAUCGAGAUGCUAUUCGCUUUGUAGCUGUACUAGCCUGCUUUGCAUUCGUCGGGGCCAUCUACAUCAUCACCAUCAAGAUCAUCAAUGGGGCAGAUACAAAGGAUAUAAUCUUGAAGGCUAUGGAUAUCUUUACCGUCGCCGUAUCACCUGCCCUUCCAGCAGCACUAACCAUCGGCUUGGUGUACGCCCAGAAACGGCUCAAAGACUUGGGUAUCUUCUGCAUCAGUCCACAGAGGAUCAACCUUGGCGGAAUGAUGGACGUCGUCUGUUUCGAUAAGACUGGUACUCUUACGCAGGAUCAUCUCGAGUUGUUAGCUGUUUCACCAGUCAAAACUGACAGUUUUGUGAUAGUAGAGGAUGCGAGCAAGAUGCCAUUUGGGCCAUUCGUUGCCGGUAUGGCUACGUGCCAUUCUUUGACUGUAAUUGAAGACCAAAUUAGGGGUGAUCCACUGGACGUUCAGAUGUUUCAAGCUAUCAAAUGGAGCAUCCGUGAGCCUCUGGAUGUAGAACCUGUCUUUGGUUUCAACCAUUUCAUGCCAACCAUUGUUCGCUCUCCGUCCUUUGGAUCUGACACUCCUGUCGAGGAGAUGGGUCGCUCUUCGACCUUUGACAGCGGUGCAGGAACGCCAGUAACCAACAAUAAAGAUGCCCUUGGUAGAUCAUCAACCUUCGGGAGUCAGCCAGGACCUGGUUCUAAUACACCGAACGAUGAGGUGAAUCCUUACGAGAUCGGCAUCAUUCGUCAAUUUCCAUUUUCCUCUAACCUUCAGAGGAUGAGUGUGAUAACACAGACCAAAGACACCAAACAUAUGGAGGUGUAUGUCAAAGGUGCUCCAGAGACAAUCGCUAGGCUCUGCGACCAAAGUACAGUUCCCUUGGAGUUCCAUGAAAUCCUAAAGGAACACACUCAGAAUGGUCUUCGUGUGUUAGCCAUGGCCUGGAAGCCACUGCACGCUUCAUUCAGUUACGAAAAUGCUGAGAAAAUUGACAGAGAAGAGGUGGAACAGGAUCUUCAAAUGUUGGGGCUGUUGAUCUUACAGAACACAAUCAAACCAGAAACAAACGCAGUUAUCGCUCAGCUCAGAGACGCCAGGAUCAGAACAGUCAUGGUUACGGGCGACAACAAACUGACAGCUAUCCAUGUUGCACGUGCUUGUGGAAUGAUUGGCCAAUCGCAGCAGGUAGUUGAAGUAGAAGCCACACCACCUGAAGGGGAUCAAGGACCACUCAUCUCCUGGAAACCUGUUCAGAAACCAGGGGAUAACAGCAAAACAUCUACACCAAUGCACCAUAAGAUGAAUGGACAGGUCGAAGAAGACGACGUCGCCCUUACAAUCGAGGAAGGAGAAGAGAUCAGCAACGAGGUCCUCAGCAGUACCUACCAUCUAGCUCUUGAUGGCAAGACAUUUGCUGUACUCAUGGAACAUGUGCCUCACCUAGUUCCAAAGAUUGCUGCUAAAGGAACAGUAUUCGCCAGAAUGUCUCCUGAUCAGAAAGCCCAACUUGUAGAGGCUUUACAAGCUCUGGAGUACUACGUUGGUAUGUGCGGAGACGGCGCCAAUGAUUGUGGGGCACUGAAAACAGCUCACGCCGGGGUGUCACUCUCCGAGGCCGAAGCUUCAGUUGCGUCACCUUUCACCUCAUCGGAACAGAAUAUCAAAUGUAUCCCCACGUUAAUCAAGGAGGGACGAGCAGCACUGGUGACGUCAUUCGGUGUGUUCAAGUAUAUGGCUCUGUAUAGUAUGAUCCAAUUCGCUACUAUCAUCAUACUCAAUACGAUUGAAUUAUUUCCAAGUGAUGGCAUGUUCAUGUAUUGGGAUAUCGCUAUUACUGCGGUCGUUGCUAUCUUAAUUGCCAGAAACAAAGCCUAUACCAAGAUUUCAACCAGGAAACCUUUGAACAGUCUUACCGAUCCUGCCAUGCUUUUCUCCAUCUUCAUCCACAUAUUCCUCCAAUUCAUGGUACAAAUCAUCGCUUACUUCGUCCUUAAGCAACAACCAUGGUUUGUGCCCUACAAGAAGAGCGAAGACGCUGGGUUAGUUUAUACACUCGCUUAUGAAUCAACAACGUUAUUCUUCGUUUCCAACUUUCAAUACCUGAUUGUAGCUUUCAUCUUUUCUAAAGGACCUCCAUUCAGAAGACCAAUUUACACCAACUAUCUGUUCUCUGGGAGUCUGAUCAUAAUAUGUGGAUUCUCACUCUUCCUCGUCCUGUGUCCAAUUGAUAAAAUUUAUCAGUACUUCCAUUUAAAGACAGUAGAUUGGCUGUUCCGUUGCAUCAUCAUUGCACUGGUGUUGGCUCAUUUCUUAGCAGCUGUUCUCAUUGAGAAUUUCUUGGCGGAUACGCGCUUCAUUCAGAAUUACGCGACCUGCCGGAAAUGGCGCAAAGGCAAGAAAGUCGUAAAGCACGAGAUCUUGAUCGAGCAGUUGAACUCCGACCCAACAUGGCCGCCAAUCAACUCCACAACCAGUGCUAACAGAAUUAACGGACAUUCAGCCAAGGAAACGGACGUCUGAAAAAAUAAAGCAAAUAAUGUGUGUAAAAAAAUGUUAGGUCUUUUUACCGAUUUACCAGUGCUACGCAAUCUAGACCGCGGCAAAUUUGUUGACAAUCAGACCAAUCGACAUGUUUCCUUUCAUUUUGGUUUGGAAAAUAAUUUAAAAGUGGAUGUCUCAAUAGUAUGGAACAAAUGUAUGCGCUUGGUAAGGGUAGACUAAAUCCUAUCUCGGUUAAAUACUUAAAUUUCAAGCCUUCAUAGUUACUACAGUGUGUGUGGUUAAGUCAAGAUUGUGACAGAGUUUAGCUCAUGGCACAAAUAACAAGUUACUUCAUCAUAAAGUUUGGAUAACCAUUUGGAUGCUUGAUGAUUAUCAAGUGAUAGUUGAAAUUCACACACAAGCACGCGCGUGCGCGAGCACACACACACAACAGUUUAUGAGAUGAACCAAUCACUUGUUAAUCCAUGGCAAGAUGCUUGGUACAGUGUGUGGAUAAGCAUAGGUAAUGCCCUAAAGCUGACUUUUCUUUUGAAAGAGAAUGUAUAGAGUUGUGCGGAAUGUGACAUGGGAUAUUUUGAGUAAAAAUGGUUGGCUAAGUUUUAACUCUGUAUCAGAAAAUAAUUAGUAC
Molecule: messenger RNA, 4322 nt
Organism: Lytechinus variegatus (green sea urchin)
Lineage: Eukaryota; Metazoa; Echinodermata; Echinoidea; Temnopleuroida; Toxopneustidae
Product: probable cation-transporting ATPase 13A3
Exons: 31
Coding region: 35-3712 (1225 amino acids)
Biological process (GO): intracellular calcium ion homeostasis; polyamine transmembrane transport
Cellular component (GO): late endosome membrane
Molecular function (GO): P-type transmembrane transporter activity; polyamine transmembrane transporter activity; ATP hydrolysis activity
Source: RefSeq, a predicted model, not a curated record